Molecule: messenger RNA, 6724 nt
Organism: Brienomyrus brachyistius
Lineage: Eukaryota; Metazoa; Chordata; Actinopteri; Osteoglossiformes; Mormyridae
Product: macrophage mannose receptor 1
Exons: 50
Coding region: 1-6537 (2178 amino acids)
Molecular function (GO): signaling receptor activity; carbohydrate binding
Source: RefSeq, a predicted model, not a curated record
AUGGACAAAAGACAGAGGAUGCUGCUCCUGCUUUUAAUCGUUUGUGGCUUUUUCGGUUCUGCGUUUCCUCAGUGUGAUCCAGGCUGGCGACCAUAUGAAGAAAGAUGCUACUUUUUUUCUGUUGAUACGAAAUCCUGGAGUGACGCGCAGGCAGACUGCGAGGGAAAGGGGAGCAACUUAAUGAGCAUCCUGGACAUUAAUGAGAGGACAUGGGUACGGACUCAAGUUGGGAUGGACAUCUACUGGAUUGGGCUAAAUGACAUCGUUUCCGAGGGUCUGUGGGAGUGGAGUGACGGCAGUGUCUACUAUCCCUAUCUAGCGUAUUGGAGACCAGGGCAGCCGGACAACUGGGGCGACGAUGAGGACUGUGCUCAAAUAAUUGGGUCAAACAAUGGCCAGUGGAAUGAUGAGCCAUGCAGUGUCAGACGGCGGUACAUCUGCAAGCGGCUCAAUCCAAACCCACCGGUAACCUGUGACACGACCCACGGAUGGCAUCAGUUUGCUUCUAGUUGUUACAAGUUGAAACAUUCCAGGGAGAGCUGGGCGUCAGCAAGGCUCGAGUGUCUGAAAGAAGGAGGGGACCUCGUGUCCAUCCUGUCUGCCGAGGAGGAGCAGUAUGUGACCAGCCGUUUGGAUCCCAGCCGCUUUGACCUUUGGAUUGGCUUCUCAACUAUGAAUUGUACUGCAGUAUCAUGUGCUGUUCAGCCUGGCAAUGAACGAUUUCAUUGGUCGGAUGCUUUGUCAUCUACCUAUCACAACUGGGGAGACAACGAGCCCAACCUCGGCGAUAAACAGAAUGGAAUAUGUACAGCCGUCAUCAAGGAAGCGGGACAGGAAUUUGGGAAGUGGCGGGCUCAUGUGUGCCGUGCAGAGCGUCCCUAUAUGUGUAAAAGGGGACUGAAUACCAUAUGUCCUGAGGGAUGGCUGAGCUUCAGUGGUAAUUGUUACUGGGUGGUCAGUAAUUAUGGUUUACUGACCAGCUGGCAUGAAGCUCAGACUAAGUGCUCAAGCUAUGGGGCAAACCUAGUCACUAUUCAAAGUGAAUCUGAACAGUAUUUUAUCAAUGCUCAGCUACCCGAUAUCCAUCUAACCGAUGUGCCUGAUAUCUGGAUUGGGGUCUCAGACAAGGAUCAUGAUGGCAGCUUCACCUGGGUGGACAAAACUCCAGUCACCUUUUCAAACUGGAAACCUGAGUUUCCCAAGGACACAAAGGGUCUUUGGGACUGUGGUCAGAUCUUCACAGGCAAUUACAAUGGAAAGUGGGAAACUACUAACUGCUUUAAAAAUCUGGGUUAUAUCUGUAAAAUGGCCGGAGGACAAAAUACGAAACCAACUGCGGCUCCAGAGUCCCAUUGUGACGUAGGAUACCUUCUCUUCGGAGACUUUUGCUACCACUUCGAGGAUGAAUUCGUGAAGACGUGGCAAGACGCUGAAACAUAUUGUGCCAAUCAAAAUGGACAUCUGGCCAGCUUCCAUUCUGAAGAGGAAGUCAGCUUUUUGAGUGCUCAUAUGACAAGAUCCUCAUGGCUCGGCCUGAACGACAUACAGACGGAAGGACAUUAUGUUUGGACUGAUGGAACACCAGCAGAUUUUCUACCGUGGGAUCACAACCAGCCAGAUAACUGGCAAAACAACGAGGACUGUAUCGCCAUGCGGGGCGUGGACCACACCAACCCCGGGUAUCUCAACGAUCAGUUCUGCACCACAACCUUCCCUUUUAUCUGCAAAAAAGCAAAAGGCCAAGGCCCCCCACCUGUACCUCCAACUUCUGGACCAGGAUGGAAUGAGAAGUGUGGGUCCUGGACGCCGGAUCCCUUCAAUGACUACUGCUACUUGUUCAACUACUUGUCCAUGAGGAACUGGGCCAGCGCUCAUGCCGACUGUGUCAACCAGGGGGGCAACCUCCUCAGCAUCACAGAACCGUUCGAGCAGGCCUUCAUCCAAGCUCAAAUCCAAGCGAUCCCCAUUGGAGUGGCAAUGUGGAUGGGGGGUCACGACUCGGUUACAGAAGGAGGUUGGGAGUGGACCGACGGCUUGCCUUUCCGCUACGUGCACUGGGCAGCGGGUCAGCCCGAUGACUACUUUGGUGAAGAUUGUCUCUCCAUCCUUGUGAACACGGGCUACUGGAACGACGAUAACUGUGAUCAUCAAAGGGGUUAUAUCUGCAAGCGAAGGGGGAAUACUCCUGUUCCCCCUCCUCCUCACGAAGGAUAUUACACCGUUUAUGCCUGUGAAGACUUCAGCUCAGUUAUCACCUGUCCUCACAACAGCGUCAUAAACAUUCAGUCUGCCUUUUUCGGACGCAAAAAUGACAAGAUCUGCCCCCACGAGACUGGAGCCUCAGGAACUUGCACGGUGCCCGGAAUAUUGCCCCUGGUGCGAAAGUCAUGUGACAAUCGCGUUUUUUGCUUCUUGUAUGCCCACACUGAACAAGACCCCUGCCCUAGCAUCUCUAAAUAUCUGGAAGUAGUUUACAGCUGUGAACAAGAUGUGUGUGUGAGGGGACUGGGAAUUGAGGAUGGCACUAUCGCGAAUUCACAGCUCUCUGCUUCGUCGUCGGAGAACGGACAUGGUCCCGAGAAGGCCCGUCUAAACGGAGACUCCUGCUGGAUGCCCUCAGCUUCUGCUAAUUCCUGGUUCCAGGUGAAUCUGGGCGAGGUCAAGAAGGUCACCGGAGUCGUAAUCCAGGGAUGCGCAGGUGCAGAUCACUGGAUAGAGACCUUCAGAAUCCAGAGCAGUACCGAUGGCAUCCAGUGGACCAACUAUGACGCUGAUGGAGGAAUAUACCCUGGAAGCAUGGACAGAAACACUCCAGAGAAACAUCUCUUUGGAACCCCUUUGGCUGUGCAGCAUAUACGGCUUCUGCCUUUGCAGUUUAACGGGCAGAUCGGACUUCGCCUUGAUAUUCUGGGUUGCAAACCUGACUAUGCAGUCACCUGCGGCUCCAAGAUCUCCUUCAGCUUCGCAAGCGAUCGAAAGACUGUGCACUGCCCUGCAGGGUGUGCGGUCGCACCUUAUGACGUCUAUGGGACGAUGACAUACCGCGGUGACUCUUCGGUUUGUGCUGCUGCUAUUCAUGCGGGGGUUAUCCUGAAUGAGAACGGCGGUGACUGUACUCUACUGAAGAUGCCUGGACAGUCCCUCUACCCGGGAUCAACCAGAAAUGGCAUCACCUCCAAGCAAUAUGAUGGACAGUUUUAUACGUCUUUCCAGUUUGCAGAUGGAGAGAUGCGGUGCCCAGAUCUUGACUGGUAUGAAUUUGGAGACUUCUGCUACAAGCCCUUCACUGACCAAAAAACAUGGCAUGCUGCCCGCACAAGCUGCCGAAAGCUGGGCGCCGACCUCGUAUCCGUGCUGUCACUCAAGGAGCAGAGCUGGCUGGAGAGUUACCUCUUCAUGGUCACCAGUGACAUGUGGAUUGGCUUGAAUGAUUUGGAAGUUCAGGGCUUUUUCACCUGGUCUGAUCGUCAUGAAGUUCUGUUCACAUACUGGGCCCCCGGCGAACCCAACGACCAUGCCGGCUUUAAUGAGGACUGUGUCGAGAUGCUACGUCAGAAUGGCAGGUGGAAUGAUGUUCCAUGCACAGAAAUAAAUACAUACAUGUGCAAAAUGCUGAAAAACCAUUACCCAGCUUCGUCAAUUCGCCCGACUAUCUAUGGCUGUCCAGCGGGCUGGGAUGUUUAUGGUUAUUCCUGCUAUUGGAUGGAGGAUUCCCCAAAGACAUGGUCUGAGGCCAAGGCUUUCUGCGACGAGAAGGACAGCAAGCUGCUACACAUCAUGGACAUCUAUGAACAGGCUCACUUCACAGUCACUAUGGCCGGGUACACCGGAUUUUGGUGGAUUGGACUAAGAGCAAAAGGGAGCGAUUUUGGCGGAGUGGAUUAUAUAUGGGAUAAUGGAGCACCUAUGACGUUUUCCCACUGGGACCGGAACCAACCAGAUUCUGGAGACGGCACCUGUGUUGCCAUGACAGCAGGCCCUGGAGGUGGUUUCUGGGAUGACAAGGGCUGUUCAGAGUCCUUCUCAUUUGUGUGCGAGAAAGCGCGCAAUGGCAUCUCUCCCCCCACCCGUGCCCCCACUCCACCCCCCACACAAGGAUGUGAACCAGGCUGGACAGCUGAGCCUGCCUUCAGAAAUUGUUACAAGCUCUUCGUGGUAGAAUUUGCAAAGAAGAAGAGCUGGCAAGCAGCACGGGAGGACUGUGUGUCUCGGGGAGCAGAGCUUGUCAGUAUUCAUAGUGGGUAUGAAGAGCAGUUCCUGUCUACAUACUCCAAGGGCAAAACGAAGUGGAUUGGCCUGCAGCGCAACGCCAUAGAUGGAGGUUACCAAUGGAGCGAUGGCAGUUCUGUCAGCCACACUAACUGGGGUCACGGGGAACCAAACGACCACGAGGGCCGGGAAGACUGUGUGGAGAUGGUGACCACCAACAAUGGCUCAUCCUGGUGGAACGACCUCAACUGUGACGCGCAUCAGGAUUGGAUCUGCAUGAUUCCCAAAGGGAAGAAGCCCAUCACCCCCCCAGAACCGCCUCCCCCCAUUCCAGCACCGGAAUGUGGCACCAACCCUGGCUGGAGAAAACAUGAAGGCCUCUGUUACUAUUACAAUGACACAGACAUCGUUGACUUCCACACCGCUAUUUUGCGAUGUUGGGCAGAAAAGUCAUUACUUGCAUCUAUUAAUAGCAAGGCAGAGCAGGAGUUUGUCAAUACCAUGGUGGGGACUGGUCAAGUGGCUUCAGCUUGGAUUGGACUGAGGAUGUUUGGAAUCGCAGAUGGGGAAUACAUGUGGCUGGAUGGUUCCCCUGUGACGUAUGUCCACUGGGGACCAGGGGAGCCAAAUAAUGCUAAUGGUGAGGAGGAGUGUGUGCAGAUUAAAAGAUACCCAGGUACCUGGAAUGAUGAGAACUGUGGAAGAGCUAUGGCAGGGUAUCUGUGUAAGAAGUACCCCGGAGAUGUGCACACCAUGCCCCCGCCCACCCAGCCCUGGACCGGGCACUGCCCACAAGGGUGGAUGCUUUUCCGGAACAAAUGUUACCUGUUUAAGGGAAACCAUAAACAUCAGAACGAAUUCCAAGCCAACUGGACUUUUGCCCGGAACUGGUGCAGAACCCAGGGAGGAGACUUGGCUGUCAUUGAUGACCAGUAUGAGAAUGACUUUGUAUCUAGCUACAUAAUGGAUAUAAUCCAGCCCGUUUGGAUUGGCUUGUCUGACAUACUACAUGAAGGACAGUUUGCAUGGAGUGAUGGAAGCCCAGUGCGAUACACAAACUGGGCUGAAAAAGAGCCAAACAAUGGGGAAGAGGAGGAGCACUGCACUGCCAUGACUCACAACCAUCUGGUUACUGGGCGCUGGAACGACGAUGGCUGCCAUAGGACGAGGGGCUGGGUGUGUUACAUGAAGAAAUCGAACAGCAUCCCUGAACCGCCUCCAACACACAGCCCCUGCCCAGCAGGCUACACGUCAUGGUAUAAGAACUGCUACAAGCUGGUGGAGGAACGAAAGACAUGGGAGGAAGCGCAGGCGCUCUGCGCGCAGGAAAAAGGCAACCUGGCCAGCAUCGACCACAGCUACGAACAGGCGUUCAUCGCUGGUGCAGUUCUGCAGGGAAAAUCGGAUGCCUGGAUUGGACUCCGGCGUAACGAAGACGGCUCGUACAAAUGGUCAGACAGCUGGCCGGUGUUCUUCACUCACUGGGGUCCUGGUGAACCAAGCAACCAUAAGGAUGAGGGUUGUGUGAGUAUGCACAGCAGCAUGCAUCUCCACGGAGUAUGGAAUGACACGUCAUGCACCACCACCAAACACUUUAUCUGCAAAAUAACUUCAGAAAAACCACCCGCAACUCCAGCUCCUGGUGACGGAAAAUGUCGCCCCGAGUGGUGGCCCUAUGGGCGCUAUUGUUACUUUGUUUACAAUGGGAAGCAGGGCUAUUCGUGGCCUGAGUCAAGGCACUACUGUCAGCUAGCAAAGGCAGAGCUGACAUCCCUGCAUAGUAGGGCAGAGGUAGAGUUCCUGAGGAACAUCAACUACACCAAGUACCAUAAUGUUUGGAUUGGACUGACGAGAGACAAAUCUUUUGGCUGGGCUUGGACAGACCUCUCAUCUGUGGGGUUCCUGAACUGGGCACCGGGAGAGCCUAAUCUAGCCUUCCAUCCUGGUGAUGUGGGAACUGAAGAUUGUGUGGAGAUGUAUCCUGAUGGGAAAUGGAAUGACAACAACUGCAUGCAGAAGCGAGGAUUUGCCUGUCGUCACCGCCAGUACUAUACAACAGAUGACGGUGGAAUAGUUAUUCCUACAGACUCUUCAGGAUCCGGCAAUUUGUACAUCUGUCGUUACCCACCCAAUCAUCCAGAUGGAGCCAUUGUAGGAGCAGUCAUUGGUGCCCUGAUUUUGAUCGGCUUGAUUUUUGGAAUCAUAUACUAUGUUUUUUAUGUGCGAGGUGUUAAACUGAGUGGCAUAAGUUUUCCGACCAUUUCACCAAGGAACACUGAUGCGGUGAAUUUUUCCAACCCUAACUUUGGAGGGACGUCCGAAUCAUGAGAGCAGCUGAUAUUUUUCUGUACAUUUAAUGUUCCUGCCAAGAUGUCAGUUUCUACCCUAUAAAUAUGGAAAUGUGAUUUCCUUAGUUAAUAGUAAAUAUAGUUGCACAAACAUGUAAAAAGAUCCCCUAAUCAAUGCAACAUUUCAAUAAUGUUUUCAUACAUUUCUCUGUUUUAUCUACAACAAA